AUGAAGUUCACUCAAGGUAUCGCGCUAGCGAUUCUCGCUUAUACUGCUAAUGCGGCUACUUGGAUUGUACCUGGUGCUAUAUGGACGGACACCAGUGGUGCGAGGAUCGAUGCGCAUGGUGGGAAUAUUGUACAGAGGGGAGAUACUUUCUUUUGGGUUGGUCAGAGUGCUAGUAAUAGUAUGUUCAAUCUUCAUUAUCCCCUGUUGCGACUAAAAGCAUAACUGAAUGGCAUCGAACUUUGACGUAUAAAAACAGGAAUUUUACUGACAUUAUCAAAUAGACGAGCAAGCGUUCAUGUACUCCAGCACCGACCUCCUAAACUGGACCCCCCUCGGUAAACAAAACGACGUUCAAUAUCUUUGGAGACCCAAAAUUGCCAAGCCAAAUGGAAGUUUCUGGGUAGGAGUUUUUCCUUCUAUCAGAUAUCCCAUAAUACCAAGAUUAGUCCUGUGUUUUAAACUCAUGCCACAUCAUAGCUUUAUGGACAGCUGGACCGCCACAUCCAAUCAAUGGUAUCCACCACGAUGGUAGGAAAUUACAAACUUCAUGGAGCAGCGGUUUCUGUUCCACCAAACGAUCUCACAUACUCUGAUACUGGGAUGUUCAGAGACACAGAUCUGGCUUGGUAUAUUAUUACAAGUGCGGAUCACAAUACUGUAUCGAUCAACAUUCUUAAUUCAGAUGGUAGUGUUGGUGAUAGGGCCAGCAAACUCGGUGAGUAUCGUCCUCUUGCAAUCUAGACCAAACACUGAUGCGAAUUAAGCUGCUGGCGCAUAUGAAGCCCCAGGUAUCUUAAAGGUGGAUGGUACCUAUUAUCUAAUCGUGAGCGGAAAGACGGGAUGGAGGAGUAAUCCAAACAAAGGUUCGAGUGUUUCUUACAUAGUAUCUCUUGCCGCCAUUUUGAUCUAACUUCGCAAUUCCACAGUCUUCACAUCUUCUUCGAUUAACGGCCCCUGGGAAGGAGGCUCUAAUAUCGCGCCGGAAGCAGAAAAAACCUACAAUAGCCAAAAUACCUUUGAGUUGACUAUUGCCGGAAGUAAGACGACGACGUAUAUUUACAUGGGUGAUAGUUGGGAUUCAAAGGGUGGUCCGGAUAGCACUCAUAUGUGGCUUCCGAUUAAGGUUAAUUCUGGGUAUGUUUUGUACCUCUAGCUCCGAGCACUUCAAUUCUCGAUUCUAGGAGUAGAGAGAAAAGCUGAUGUUCGUUCUUCAGCGCAAAGACUUUGACUUUGGACUACCAUGCUAUGUGGAAAGUGGAUGUCAAGACCGGUGUGGUUUCUUUCCCUGCAGCUGGAAAAAGAUAUGCCGCUUUGGAUGCAGAAAGAAGCGGGAAUUCGGUAGCAAGAAAACGCUCCGUCCAUCGAGGUUGGUUUGACCUGCUUUAAAACCUGGCUUUAUCACUAAUCACCCCGAAAUAGUCGAUUCUAGUAGUGGACUCGUAUUCCGAAAUAUCACUGGCACGGGCAAGAAACAAUGGGUGUCUUUCCAUUAUACCGUGAAUAGCCAAGAAGGUAUGCCCAGAUGACUGCUCCCUUUUUGCCAAGAGAGUUCUUACUGAUCCGUAUGAUUCAGCUGGCGAUGCGUUUAUCAUGGUCAACGAGGAAACGAGACCAACCAAUAUCUCGGCUUUGAAUUUGAGGGCUGGGUUCCAUAAUACAGUUCCCGUGGAGAUCCAUCUUGAAAGGGGAAGUGAGAAUAUUAUAAAGUUUGGAGUUGAAGGUUCUGGUAUGGUCUUACGCUCCCUGAUUUGGAAUUUGAUGCAUAUGAUGCUAAUCACUUCAUUGAAAAGGAUUCGAAGCGACGGUAGAUGGAAUUGAGGUUUUUGAGGAUGAGGAAGAGUUGUAA
Messenger RNA from Hymenoscyphus albidus, 1846 nucleotides. The record is from the annotation of a GenBank genome assembly. NCBI's taxonomy places the organism in Eukaryota, Fungi, Ascomycota, Leotiomycetes, Helotiales, Helotiaceae.